AUGUCACUUCAGAAUGCGGGUAGUGAUGCGUCUGAUGGAGCGUGUACAUCAGGAAAGCAUUCUGAGCCGUUCAAGUUCGGAAGGCCCAACCUCAACAGGAAUGAUGAAGAUCGCAACGCGGGCUUGAUUGAUUCGUUUGAGGCCCGAAAUGGCGAUGGCGAACCAAGGGCCCAGGGGUGCGAUGCGACCCUGAGGCUCAAAAGCCGUGAUGGCGGUUCGAAGCGAGGAGACGAUGGAACCUUGCGUCAAUCUUUCAGCUCACCAUCUCGUCCUCGCUUGCAGACCUUGGACGCAACUCAGCGAGGUAGCGAUCGGCCUAAAGAACCACCAAAAGCGCCACGCCGUCCUGAGACGCCACCCCCGCUCAAAUCCUCAGCCAAAGCCCCGGCAAGUGCCAGCAUCGAAACUGCGGUGUCCAUCGCUCAGAAUCAGCUCAGAGCAUUUGGUAACACUGCUGGAGUACCCCGUCGGCGAUGCAAAGGGUCCAGGUGUCCCCCUGCACGUACCGGGCGCCCAAGACUAGCUAGUUCUCAAGCUCACCAGGCUGAGAUCCAGAGCCGUGCAACAGGAUGUCACUCGGACGAACCAGCUCGAGACCCGGCCCACAAGAGCGACCUUGACAGUACCUACAAUGCAGGUCCUUUGGACAGCGUUACCAGCCAUGGCAUCAGACACAGAGUCGGCGAAGGUUCUGGAAAAGGAAAAGCGAAGACUUCAAAAUCUUCGACCUACACAAUAGGUGCAAACGGGUCCGGAUCCGCUUCAUUUCGAGGUGGCCAUAGCGAUGCAGAGCAAAACCCGACUGAUGACGAGGACGAGGAAGAUGCGGAGGGUUCGGACUCACCUUCUGAUAUCCAUCAAGGAGGAUCGCUUGAUAGGAAGCGGACAGAAGGGUUUCGCUGCCCCAAGUUUGCUGCCAACCCCCGGGCUUGCAAUGAUCAAAAGUGCCGACAUUGGUGUGGGUCAAAGAUAGCAGCGGUGACUCGUCACAUGUAUCGAGAUACGAAAGGUGAUGAAGUAAAGACCCAGCAGGUCAAACAAUUGUCGGGCACCAAGCUCAAGCCUGAAGAAAGAUGGAGGCGCUAUUACCGGGUUUUUGGGGGCACCGACCCUGCAGUGUGUCCAUACAAAGCCGAAACGCAUCAUCGAACUCCUGUGUCGCCCCUUCUCGAGCAAUUGAUGCAUUGCAUCAGCCUAAGUGCAAUGUCGCCUCCCAUUAUCCAACAAAUCUUGAGCCAAGUUCGGUCAUACUCGGACCUUGUCACACAGAAGGACGUCAGAGACUCUGAAGCCAGGAGACGCCAUCUUCACAGACAAGCUGAUUCCGAGCGCGAACUUCAGGAAGAUUUGAACACUUCCCAGGAAGAGCUGGACGGAGCCCUUGAUACGCUUGUGACGUCGUCUUCCACGAAUCCGACGCGCAUUGAUACGGGUCAGUAUUCCCCAGAAGGGACCAUCAUGUCUGAAGGGUCUCGCGAGAAUCAAGAGACCAUACUCCUCCACAUGACAGGCAACGCCGGUCCGCGCACACCUGCCGCACGCCGAUCGAGCUUAGCCAUGGAGACUAGCCCUAACUCGGGAUUCACGGACCCAGCCUUGGGGCAAGAUCCGAGCCGUCUGAUGGUGCCGCUGGAUCGUACAGCGCCAUUGUUUACAAGGCUGGGUAUACCCAGCGCGAUGGAUCGAGAUGGACUUCAACGAACCGAGCCCUUGAACCAAAUCAUGGUUACUGCCGACAUGCUAAUGGAUCAAGAUACACCUCCUUUGAUGCGGGCGCAGUUGCACGAGCAACAACAACAACGUGAACAACAACAGCACUUAUGGAGUUCCGGCUCAUAUCAACAGCAUCAUCAGCAUGGAUUAUUGUCAAUGUUCUAUGCACCUAGAGAGACCUUGGUGCUUGGCUUGUUCGAAAGCCUUUGGUCAGUGCAUGUGUCGGCAUGA
Exophiala xenobiotica is the source of this 1944-nucleotide messenger RNA. RefSeq lists its product as uncharacterized. Bases 1 to 1944 code for a protein of 647 amino acids. NCBI's taxonomy places the organism in Eukaryota, Fungi, Ascomycota, Eurotiomycetes, Chaetothyriales, Herpotrichiellaceae. The record is from RefSeq and is a predicted model, not a curated record. The transcript has 2 exons.